Molecule: messenger RNA, 1306 nt
Organism: Plasmodium vivax (malaria parasite P. vivax)
Lineage: Eukaryota; Apicomplexa; Aconoidasida; Haemosporida; Plasmodiidae
Product: 60S ribosomal protein L19, putative
Exons: 3
Coding region: 206-754 (182 amino acids)
Biological process (GO): translation
Cellular component (GO): ribosome; cytosolic large ribosomal subunit
Molecular function (GO): RNA binding; structural constituent of ribosome
Source: RefSeq, a predicted model, not a curated record
ACCUGAACGUUUGUUCAUAAUAUUUUAAAUUUUUACAUGAACAAAAAAAAAAAAAAAAAUUGUAAGUUUGAAAAAAGCGAGCUGAGGGAAUUAUACUUCCGCUAAACUGUACAUAAGUAGUAUAGUGUACCAUAUGACCCCUUUUUUGAAGCAAAUAUAAAGGAAUAUAUAGAAAAGCCUUUGUGAAAAACUCCCCAUCGCAAAAAUGUCGCUCAAAUUGCAGAAGAGAUUAGCCGCGUCUGUGUUGAAGUGUGGAAAGAACAAAAUAUGGAUGGACCCAAACGAAAUUAGCGAAAUUUCGCUAGCCAAUUCGAGAUUCAGCAUAAGGAAGCUGUACAAGGAGGGCCUCAUUUUAAAGAAGCCGCAGAAGGUGCACAGCAGAGCCAGGGUCAGACUGUACAAGUUGGCAAAAAGAAAGGGAAGACAUAUGGGUAUAGGUAAAAGAAGAGGUACGAAGAACGCCAGAACGAAUCAGAAAACCUUGUGGAUUAAACGACAGCGUGUGUUGAGGAGACUGCUAAAGAGAUUGAGGGAUGCCAAGAAAAUAGAUAGACACUUGUACCACUCCUUUUAUUUGAAAUGCAAAGGUAACCAAUUUAAAAAUAAGAGGACGUUAAUUGAGGCCAUACAGAGAGAGAAAACGGAGACCCUGAAGAAGAAAUCAAUAGCCGACCAGUUGGAGGCCAAGCGAUUAAAGGCCCAGGUGCUACGAAACAAGAGAAAGUUAAAGAAGGACAAGGAGGCCCUAUCCUAAACGGUGUGCGCAGCAUCGCUUGGAGCGCGACACGUGUGCGAGUAUCUUCUUAGUUAAAGGGAAGAAGGAAGGAAAGAGAUCCAUAAGCAUGGGAUAGGAUGAGAUGAGAUAGCCGCUUGAACUACGGAGUAUCGCUCAGUCGAGAAGGACAGACGAACAUGGAAGACGCUGCGAGCGCGCAGAUGCUGCCUUAUACACAUGUGUGCGAAGGCACGCAUAUAUGUACAGACGGACCACCUCGUACGUACACGAUACAUGCGUGUGGCACUUCGCGCAUAUCUCCACGUGGCUGUAAGAGGCGCGGCUCCUCCCCGUGCGUGCGUGCGUAUGUAGGGCGCGCAGCGGGCUGCCUAUUGGAAGGCGCAAGUGGCGAAAACGGUGAGAAUGUGAAAGUGUAAAAAUGUGAAAAUGCAAAAAUGUGAAAAGGCAAAAAUGUGAAAAGGCAAAAAUGUGAAAGUGUAAAAAUUGCAAAUAUUGUAAACAUUGCCAAUGCUGCAACGUGAAAACGACGCACCGCACGCGCCACUCUAAAACUUGAACAAAUUAAAUUCC